AUGGUCAUCACCGAGCAAUAUCUCCGUAUGCCUGGAAGACGCCAGAGAUGGGCAGACAUCACAGAGAUCAGAAUGCAACGACAACACACCACUCCAGCGGGCCACGGGGCCGCCGAUGCCCAUAUUAAACAGCUGGAAUUGACCGACAGCACUAACACAGCACUACCAAAGACUACCUUGGAAAGCCUGCAACGCCGUCGAGAUCCCAUGUCCCAGCUCGUCACUGUGGCUGCGCUAACACCAAAGGGCAGAUCCCGAACCGCGGGACAGGGGGACCCCAUGCCGGUAGAUGAUCCGUCUCAUACGAGCUGA
This is a messenger RNA of Pochonia chlamydosporia 170, 312 nucleotides long. RefSeq lists its product as hypothetical. The record is from RefSeq and is a predicted model, not a curated record. The transcript has a single exon. The coding region runs from base 1 to 312 and encodes 103 amino acids. NCBI's taxonomy places the organism in Eukaryota, Fungi, Ascomycota, Sordariomycetes, Hypocreales, Clavicipitaceae.